Messenger RNA from Paramacrobiotus metropolitanus, 1967 nucleotides. RefSeq lists its product as uncharacterized. Gene Ontology annotation, biological process: proteolysis. The transcript has 5 exons. Lineage: Eukaryota; Metazoa; Tardigrada; Eutardigrada; Parachela; Macrobiotidae. The record is from RefSeq and is a predicted model, not a curated record. Gene Ontology annotation, molecular function: metalloendopeptidase activity; zinc ion binding. Bases 114 to 1724 code for a protein of 536 amino acids.
CACUCGGCAUAUCAUAUGGCGCUGAUGUUGUUUUCGUACUACCGUACGUUUCCCCAGCCACCGUUGUUUGCAAGUUUAUAUUGUCAUUGAACGUCAUUAAAUAUCAUAGAAAAAUGUUGGGUUGCUUUUCUGUGAUCUUUCUGAAUCUGGCAUUACUCGGAUCUGUAACAUUACAAGUAUCUGCGUGGACCGGCCUGACGAAGCCAGAAAAUUAUUGGCCCAGUCCACAAUGUAUUCCUUACCAUAUAAGCUCGAAUUUCGAUGCAAUAACAACGCUACGUAUUAAGGAUGCGCUUGGGACUAUAGUAAAUGAAACACGAUCGUGUGUGAAAUUCAAACGGCGUACCGAUGAGAAGGAAUAUAUAUGGUUCGAGCUAGUACCAGCAAGGAGCAGCUGCGCAGCAGCGGUUGGACGAUCGUCCGGUAGGACUACCAAUAUCCGUCUCUCCACCGAUUGCACGAAAUCUUCCGGUACCGUUAUCCUUAAAAUUUUGCAUGCGCUAGGAUUUUUUUACGAACAUCAGCGUCCCGACCGCGACCAGUAUGUGCAAGUUCUAACAGACAAUAUACUCGUAAACCAACGCUCACGGCAAUACUACGCAAUUCUUCCCAACAUGUCUUCGUUUGGACUGCCUUACGACUUUCAGUCCAUCACGCACGCAGGUCCAUUCGACUUUAGCAUUUCUAUGAGGAAGCCGGCGUUUGUGCCAAGGGCUAACGUAUCCAUGGUUAUGGGUCAGCAGUCCCAGUUAAGCCCUUUGGAUAUUGCCCGCAUACGCGCGGCCUACGCAUGCGAUACAAAGCCCGGAAAGUCUCGUUCUGCCAAAUGCGCGCCAGAUUUCGGGGACGACAAUGAUGUUCCAUUUUCCACCGAUAGUUCAGAUGAUAAUUACACAUGUUUCAAAGCCAGGGUCAUGGCAAUGAAAUGCCGGUCAAGCGCGAUAGAUAUUCCGGUAUUCGAUCCCGAUAAGUCGGACGCUGCUGCCGCUGUUUUCGUUAGCGAUGCCACACCACGUUGCGUAAUUAUGUUCCACAGUUUCUAUUACUUUCUUCUCGAACUGGCUAACGCCACUGCGCCUGCUGCUUCGCAAUCGUGGGAAUCCGCUAGCCCUGCUGUUAUGUUCCGGUGUAACGAUAACUCGUCUUCUGUAUUGGGUCCGGAUCUUACCGUUCUUAACUCAAAUAAAAUUAUCAUCGACACAGAUGGCAGCUUUGCUUGUCGCAGCGCCUUCUUCAAAUUUCUGCAGUUCGUAAAAACCGAUUUUGUGGAAAAUGGAGAAGAGGCUGUGGACUCAUUGGUCCCAUCCAUCAUCCCGAUUGACGAGUGGGCGGAUCGAUUGUCACACUGCCCGGAAUACGAGCGUUCUCUCGUGGUUAAAUGCACGACUGGCAUUGUGACCUUUUCGGAGCCAAAUGGGACUACAUACAAAAUAAUUGUGGCAAGUGAUAACACCUUUCGCUGUCGACAGUUUGUCGUGAGCCUCCACGAACAUAUUGUUGCAACUCCAACCUAUCAAGUAUCGCAUGGCCUGUCGGUUCGCAAUUCCAUUGUUGCGGUUUGUCAGCAAGGCCGGACUGUCAUUUCGGAUGCUAAUCCAAGAGACUCAGAAAAGAUCAAUCUUGUGUUCUAUUCCGCACCGAACAAACUCUGCCAGGAUCAUUUUCGUACAUUCCUAAACUUCAUUCGCGACAGAGCAACCAUAAAAGGUAACGGUUCCUGUUGACAUCGGCAGCAUUGCAACAAGCGAAGCACAAUGAGAUAUUUUUAUUAUUUUUCAAACGUCUCUUGGUAUCGAAGCUUCAUAACAGUAAGUAAUUAUUGCAAGUCCUGCUUUACCUUGUUUUCUGCUCUAUUGGGCGUGAUGCCAUCUAUGACUGUACCUGUAGCUUACAAUUUCAAUAUUUUUAUUCCUGUUUGUUUGCGUAUAGUACGUAGUUCAGAAAAUGGAUCCUGGAUGCAGUAAGAA